AUGUUGCAAUUAAUCCUAGGUGGCGCGCGUUCAGGCAAAAGUAAAUUAGCUGAACAAAUCGCAAAAGACUCAAAUCUAGAGGUCAUUUAUAUUGCUACCGCCCAAGCGUGGGAUGAUGAAAUGCGACAACGUAUUUCACACCAUCAGACACAACGACUUGAUGGAUGGCGGCUGAUUGAAGAACCACUUUACCUAGCAGAUUGUUUAAAACAAAUAGAUCAAGAAAAGCAGGUGAUUUUGGUGGAUUGCUUAACCUUAUGGAUAAGUAAUUUAUUGAUGCAUGAGAACUCAAAUCUGCAGUGCAUCGAAUGUGAAAAAUUGCUGAAAAUUCUACCUACAUUAAAGUCUAAAAUUGUUUUAGUCAGCAAUGAAACAGGACUAGGUGUUAUACCAAUGGGUGAAAUAACCCGAAAAUUUGUUGAUGAAUCAGGACGUUUACAUCAACUAUUAGGUCAAAUUGCUGAUAAAGUAGUGUUUUGCGUCGCUGGUUUUCCGAUAUGGAGAGCAACAAUGAAUUGGUGGUUAGAAGCAUGUAAAGUGCCAAACGCAGAAACAAAACAACAGGCUGAAGAACGUCAAUUACAAUUGACCAAGCCAACAGGCUCGCUGUCUGUUUUGGAAAAUGUCGCCGUGCAAUUGGCUGCUUUGCAAAGUAACUCAAAACCCAAUGUAGAUAAACCUUGGAUUACGAUUUUUGCAGGUGAUCAUGGGGUAAUGGCUGAAAAUAUUUCUGCCUAUCCGCAAGCAGUCACUCGCCAAAUGCUGCAAAACUUUGCAACAGGUGGCGCGUGUAUCAGUGUAAUUGCUAAAGAAUAUGCCGCGACCUUACAAGUCAUUGAUUGUGGCACAGUGGGUGAGGCUUACCAAUAUCAAGGCGUUGAGCGUCAUAGUAUUGCUCAAGGGACUGCUAAUUUCGCUCAACAAGUGGCAAUGACUGAGCAACAAUGUCAGCAAGCUAUGGCGCUAGGUCGCGAAAGUGUAGAAAAAGCCAUUGCACAGGGUGCUUCAAUUUACAUCGCUGGAGAAAUGGGGAUUGGAAAUACCUGUUCAGCUUCAGCGAUUGCAUGUUUCUUAUUAAAUGAACCUGCUGAGCAACUGACAGGUGUAGGCACGGGGAUUCGUGCUGAUCAGUUGAUUCAUAAAAAAAAUAUCAUUCAGCAUUCGCUUGAAUUACAUAAAAAUUAUGUUGAAAAUGAUGCAUUUAAAGCUUUGUGUGCUGUAGGUGGCUUAGAAAUUGCUGCAAUGACAGGAGCUUAUAUUCGCUGUGCUCAACUCGGGAUGCCUGUAAUUGUCGAUGGUUUUAUUAGUUCUGUGGCAGCAUUAGUCGCGGUACGACUCAAUCCUGAAGUUCGACAAUGGAUGUUGUUCGGUCAUCAGUCUGCUGAAUAUGGGCAUCAACGCCUAUUACAAGAGUUGAAUGCUGAUCCAUUAUUAAAGCUUAAUUUACGUUUGGGGGAAGGCAGUGGUGCGGGUGCUGCCUUGGGUGUGAUCAAGUUGGCAUGCAGUUUACAUAACAACAUGGCCACUUUUGCAGAAGCUGCGGUAAUUGGCGAGAAAGUUUAA
Messenger RNA from Oppiella nova, 1563 nucleotides. Lineage: Eukaryota; Metazoa; Arthropoda; Arachnida; Sarcoptiformes; Oppiidae. The record is from the annotation of a GenBank genome assembly.